UUUGAGGUCAAAGGUGAAGACUGAGCGCCCUAUAAAACCUCCCAGGCUCAGAGCUCCUCACCACUGCCGCUUCUUGUCAGCUCCUUGCUCCUGUGCCUUGAGGGUGAUCGCAUCAUUGGGAUGAUGACUAAGCUGGAGGAACACCUGGAGGGGAUCAUCAAUGUCUUUCACCAGUACUCAGUUCGGGUGGGGCAUUUCGACACGCUCUCCAAGGGGGAGCUGAAGCUGCUGAUCACCAAGGAGCUGGCCAACACAAUCAAGAACACCAAAGAUCAAGCCACCAUUGACAAAAUAUUCCAAGAACUGGAUGCUGAUCGAGAUGGACAAGUCACAUUUGAUGAAUUCACAGCCCUGGUGGCCCGAGUGCUGGAGACUGCCCAUAAAAAUAUCCACGAUCAUUAGAGAGCUCUGAGAGGCUUGUCCCCAGCAAUGUCCCCAAGAAGCACCGAGGGGAGUGAGAGUUAAUAAAUGUAUUCUUGAACAGUC
This is a messenger RNA of Hipposideros armiger (great roundleaf bat), 486 nucleotides long. It is a transcript of the gene S100A12, whose product is annotated as S100 calcium binding protein A12. The transcript has 3 exons. Gene Ontology annotation, molecular function: RAGE receptor binding; calcium-dependent protein binding; calcium ion binding. The record is from RefSeq and is a predicted model, not a curated record. Gene Ontology annotation, cellular component: cytoplasm; extracellular exosome. NCBI's taxonomy places the organism in Eukaryota, Metazoa, Chordata, Mammalia, Chiroptera, Hipposideridae. The coding region runs from base 121 to 402 and encodes 93 amino acids. Gene Ontology annotation, biological process: endothelial cell migration; positive regulation of canonical NF-kappaB signal transduction; antimicrobial humoral immune response mediated by antimicrobial peptide.